GACCGUGACGUCACGAAGGUCCUUCAGCCCAUUGUUGGCGGUUAACGUGUGGCUCCCGGCUCCGGUGGUUGUUGUGUAGAGAUCCGGUAUCGUCCGAUAUCAGUAUACAAGCUGGAGAUGAGCGGAGGAGUGUACGGUGGAGAUGAAGUCGGAGCCUUGGUGUUUGACAUUGGCUCAUAUUCGGUACGUGCUGGGUAUGCAGGAGAAGAUUGUCCAAAGGUAGAUUUUCCUACAACGAUUGGUGUAGUACUUGAUAGAGAAGAUGGAAGCACACAGAUGGAAACUGAUGGCGAGCCUAAUAAAGCAAGAGGUCCCAGCUAUUAUAUUGAUACAAAUGCACUCAGGGUACCACGAGAAAACAUGGAGGCUUUUUCACCACUGAAAAAUGGAAUGAUUGAAGAUUGGGACAGUUUUCAGGCUAUUUUAGACCAUACAUACAAAACACACGUCAAGUCAGAAGCCAGUUUACAUCCGGUACUGAUGUCUGAGGCUGCUUGGAAUACAAGAGCAAAACGAGAGAAAUUGACCGAGCUGAUGUUUGAGCAUUACAAUAUUCCAGCGUUCUUCCUCUGCAAAACUGCCGUUCUCACAGCAUUUGCCAACGGUCGAUCUACAGGUCUGAUUUUGGAUAGUGGGUCCACGCAUACUACAGCCAUUCCAGUUCAUGAUGGAUAUGUACUUCAACAAGGUAUUGUAAAAUCUCCCCUUGCUGGAGACUUCAUUACUAUGCAGUGCAGAGAGUUAUUUCAAGAGAUGAAUGUGGAUCUCAUCCCUCCAUACAUGAUUGCUUCAAAGGAACCAGUACGGGAAGGAGCGCCAGCCAAUUGGAAGAAAAAAGAGAAACUACCUCAGGUCACUCGCUCCUGGCAUAAUUAUAUGUGCAGUUGUGUGAUUCAGGAUUUCCAGGCAUCUGCGCUACAAGUGUCAGACUCUACCUACGAUGAGCAAGUGGCAGCCCAGAUGCCUACAGUCCAUUAUGAAUUUCCUAACGGUUAUAAUUGUGACUUUGGAGCAGAACGUCUGAAAAUUCCAGAAGGGUUAUUUGAUCCUUCAAAUGUUAAGGGCUUGUCUGGUAAUACUAUGCUUGGUGUCAGCCAUGUUGUCACAACGAGUGUUGGCAUGUGUGAUAUUGACAUCAGACCAGGUUUAUAUGGGAGUGUUAUUGUAGCUGGAGGAAAUACAUUGUUACAAGGAUUUACUGACAGGCUGACAAGAGAACUUUCCCAGAAAACCCCUCCGAGUAUGAGAUUAAAGCUGAUUGCAAACAACACAACAGUGGAAAGGCGGUUUAGUUCAUGGAUUGGUGGUUCUAUUCUUGCGUCUCUGGGAACCUUCCAACAGAUGUGGAUUUCCAAACAGGAAUAUGAAGAAGGAGGAAAGCAAUGUGUGGAGAGAAAGUGCCCUUAGUCUGUUACAGACCUGUACUCUGUUCUUGUGCCCUUUUCUGAAAUAGCUUUAGUGUACUCAGGAAACCCACGGACUUCUUUUGUAGUUAAUAUACUUCCUUUUUGUUCCUUUGACUCCUCAAUAGACAUUUGUCAGGUUGGCAGACACAUGCUUACAAAUGUGUAUGUGUUUCCAAGCAAUAACCUCUAUUUUUUUAAGCCUCUAUUGCAGCUCUCUUCCUCCUCCUUUUUUUUAAUGUGCAGUUUCUCACAACGUGAUACACGAUAACAAUGGCCAUGGAAAUUAAUUUUGCCAGCCCAAAUGAUUUUGUAAUGAAAUAUUUAAAAUAUGUUAUUGCAUUUUUUUUUUUUUUUUUUUUUAGCAUACAGGUGAACAUGCAAAUGAAUUGUUGGAUAUUAAAGUCACUGCCUAAACCUAAA
Nanorana parkeri is the source of this 1826-nucleotide messenger RNA. Its product is annotated as actin-like protein 6A. Lineage: Eukaryota; Metazoa; Chordata; Amphibia; Anura; Dicroglossidae. Bases 118 to 1407 code for a protein of 429 amino acids. Gene Ontology annotation, biological process: regulation of transcription by RNA polymerase II; nervous system development. Gene Ontology annotation, molecular function: chromatin binding. The transcript is spliced from 14 exons. The record is from RefSeq and is a predicted model, not a curated record. Gene Ontology annotation, cellular component: NuA4 histone acetyltransferase complex; SWI/SNF complex.